CAAGUUUCCGGCCUUCAACAGCUAACGCUAUAUCAUCUGAAGUCUUUCUGCUCUUUUCUCAAACAAACUCAUCUCAUAAUUCAAAGUGUUGGCUUUUGAUGAUGUAAUCUUCUCAUUCUAUUUCGCCUAUUCGAGUCCUGACUCAAGGUUUUCCAUUUCUUUGUCAGUCGAAUGUUCCAUGUGCUUGCAUAAUACCCCAGAAUGCACUAGAUUAAAAAAAUUUAAAUGAAAAUUAUUUCUCCCUUGGGACAUUACGGAAUGCUUAACAAAGGACCUUUUCUUCUAGAAAAAGUGCAUUUGUUGGAGUCCCACAUCGGUGGGUUAAAGAGUCCUUGGUCUCCUUAUAUGGUCUUGGACAAUCCUCCCCUCAUGAGCUAGCUUUUAAGGUUGAGUUAGGCCCAAGGUCCAUUUCAUUAUCAUGGUAUCAGAGCCAGGCCCACCCAGUUCAUUUUACCACCCAGGGGAGCCUUGACAUUACUGGCUACUACACCAAAAUGAAAAAGCUCUGGGAAGAACUUGGUACUUUGGAUACGAGUUCUCAGUGCUCAUGUUUGUGCACCAGUGGCGGUAAGGCAAAAUUGCACAAGGCUGAGAAAGACCGACGGCUCAUUCAAUUUUUAAUGGGAUUGAAUGAGGUGUACACAAUAGUCAGGGGUAGUAUUUUGAUGAUGAACCCAUUGCCCAAUAUGUCUCAAGCUUUCUCCAUUGUAGCCUAGGAGGAGAGACAAAGAGAGGUCAAAUCUCAUAACAAGUUCAAUCUGGAGCCUACUUCUCUCCUUGGGAAUGUUGCUGGUACUAGCACCAAUUUUAAAACAAACUAUGCCCCAUACAGAGGCAAUGGGGGUAGUAGACCUCCUAGAAACUCCCACUUGUUUUGUGACUAUUGUAGGAAGGCUGGUCAUACUAAGGAAAAGUGUUACAAGUUACAUGGUUUUCCCCCAGAUUUCAAGUUUAAAAAAGGCAAAAAUAUUGGAACAACCGCUGUUGCUCAUGGUUUUACAGAAGAGAUGAUGGGAAAGACUUAUGAAAGAGAUAAUGAAAGGUCAAAAGGAAAGAGAACUGAAGUGAAUGACAGUGGAUAUAGCCAGGAGAAGAAGAGUCCAGCAGCAACAGUUUAACCAACUAGUUGGUUUACUGGAACAAUUUCAAGUUCUAGGAGGCAACAAUACUGGAAAUACUGCAAGAGAAGCUGCAAACAACAUCAUGGGUGGAGCUGUGAACUUUGCAGGUAUUCUAGCAUGCUACUCUUCCAUUACUGACAUUGGUAAAUUGUCUUGUGAAUUUUACAAACUAUCUGUUGAUUCAUGGAUCAUAGACUCAGGGGAAACACACCACAUGAACUUCAAUAAGUCACUACUUACAAAUAUUAGACUCUUGCGCUGGUUACCUUACCAAAUGGCUAUAGAGUUAGAGUGACAGAAAUUGGUGAUGCUUGUUUGAAUCCUUCACUAACUUUGCAUAAAGUAUUGUAUGUAACUAGUUUCAAGUUCAAUUUGAUUUCAGUUCAUUGCCUAUCUGCAUUCUUUAAAGAAAUUGUUAGUUUCAACAGUUCUUCUUGUUAAAUGCAGGGCUCUUCACUGAAGAGCCCUCUGGAGAUUAGUAGAUCCCAAAAUGGACUCUAUUUCUUAUGCUCAAGGUGUCACAAAUGGAUCCUCUAAUUCUGUCUCUGUUUUCUCUAGUUUACCUCCUACUCUUUCUACUGUUAGUGCAGCCACCACAUAUACACACUCCACCACUAUUCCACUUGUAAGAUCCAUCUUUUGAAUAAUAAGACUGUGGCUCUUGAUUCUAAGCAUUCCUCAAUACCUUUUAAUGUGAAUGAUUUUGAGCUUCCAUCUAAUUGUAGUAAGUCAUUCAUGUCAAACAUGUCUCACGGAAACAAUGUAGAUCACUUGUGGUAUAAUACGCUAGGCCAUGUGCCUUUUGUAAAUAUGAGAAAAAUCUCUUCACUCCCUGUUAAUUUCUCACCUAGACAACCCUUUUUUAUGUUCUGUAUGCCCCAUGGCCAGACAAACAAGAUUUCCAUUCCCAAUAAAGACUACUCCCUCUAGUUCUAAAAUUUUUGAUCUCUGUAAUACCCCACAUGUUUCUAAGCUAGGAAGUGAAUAAGUUUUCCUACGUAUGAAACCUCCUAUCAUGUUAGUAGCAUUUUAGUGCAUGACUUACAAUGAAUAUCCUAGUGAUAGAAUAGCUUGCAAUGUCUUAAGCAUGCUCAUAUGAGUUGCUUAGAGUGAUGCAAGCUAAGAGUUUUUGAGUCCAUCAAGUCUUAGUGCUCGAUUUUUUUUGCAAGGGUCAUCUUUGAACAAGAAUAAAGUGAUUUAUAUGUGAAAUUUUGGCUCAUUUAGACCCACCAAAUUGUAUAUAAUCGAAUUAUCUUUCCAACGAUAUCAAUUUCAUCAAAAUCUGACACCCGAGCAAGGAGUUAUGGCCAUUCAAAGUAGAAUGCAUCGCCUAACCAAUCACACAUGGCCACUGGAAAGCAUAUGCGAUAGAAUAUGCGGAGCCUAUGUAAAUAUAGGAGAUAUCACAUGCGGCGUCUAUGUAAAUAUAGGCGAUAUCAUAUGCGGCGCCUAUGUAAAUAUAUGCGAUAUCAUAUGCGGCGCACAUCUAUGAUUUCAGCCACAAAAACACUUAGUUUUUGAGUUAUUUUGAGGGUACUUAAGUCUUUUAACUCACCUUACAUGUCCCUAAACUUAAGAUCAUGAAAUUUAUAGCUUCUAAACACAUUACAACCCUAUUAAGAUCUCAAAGUUCAUUAUCCAAGAGCACCAUAGGAGAAAAACAACUAGGGUUGCACAAUCAAGCUUGAAGAUCAAAUUUCAAGGAAAUUCCUCCGUCAAUCAUCAAGAACCUCCCUUCCAAGGUAUGCGUAGUUUUCAUCCAUGGAUUCCUUUCGUCCAUGGAGUUCAUGAAUCAUUCUUUAAAAUAUAAAAGCUUUGUUGGUUGUGGUGAUAUGAUCAUACCCAUAUUGAUGCUUGUUUGUUUUUCUAUAUAAUAGUAUCGUGACUGUAUAUCUCAUGAAAGUUAUGUUGUUAGAUGAAAAACAUGAUCUUUAGGUGGAUUUAUAGAAUGAAAGUGUGAAAUCCACCUAUUCCUUAAAGAAUGCAUGCAAGGUGUUCGAUAAAAUGCCUAGUAUGUUAGAAUUUCAUAUUUACAUGAUUUCAUGAUAUCUAAAUAACAAGUUCAUGUUAGCCAUACACUCCAAUAUGAUUUUCCAUGGAAAUCAUGUGUUGCUAUUGUUAUGGUAUAAAACAUGUAUGAUAAUGGAGAUAUAAAUUAUGUACACAAAAUAUAUCCAUUCUUUUCCUAUCAUGUUUUAAAUGUUGAAUAAAUACAUGAAGUAUACUAUCCCUUGCUUAUGAUAUUGUGAAUUGUGGACUCAAAUCUUCUGAUCAAGUCAUGUCAUAUGUGUCAGUUUCCUCCUAUCAAGUCUUGGGGGUAUUCGUACCCAAAAACUAUAGCUGUGUGCCUAGAGCCAUGUCAUGUUUCACGAUAUCCGAACUCAAGCUAUGAUUCCAUAGACUUCAGUCAGUCAUGUGACUCAGGAAAACCUCAUGAUCUCCAUCAGUUCUCAGAUAUCAGUAACAUUACGCCAGUCAAUGGAAUUCAGUAAGAUUAAUUCAUGUAUAGUCAGUUAUUCAUGUCCAGUCCCUCCAGAUGGGAGUAGAGGUUAGCAUCGAGUGAACCUAAGGAUGGGAACUCACCCACCAGUUUAGGGUGUGAUUCUUAGUAGUCAUCCUUAUGUUUCAGAACUAUGUAGCCAGCAUAGGUUGAGACAUCUUAACCUAUAAGAUUAGGGUUGAUGAGGUGGUUUAACCUAUCAGUUUAGGGUUCCCACCAUUCUCAUUGAGUACCUGCCAGAUAAGGGUCACUCACAAGCUGUCAUUACUCGUGGCACGGUAUUGACACCCUUCCAGUCAGGGCAGAGAUUGGACCCCAGCUUAGCCAUAACGGCAUACAUGGGUCAUGUCGGUUAAACACUACCUCCUACAGUUUUAGUAUCAGUCUCAGUAAAAGAACUCAGGGUGUUCUUCAGAUUUCAAUAUAUACAGGACUGUCAGAUACAGUCGUCCAUGUUAUCAGCUUGCAGUAUCAGUCAUGACAGUUAUCAGUAAACCAUGAAUUAGCUUACAAGUCUUGCUAUCACGUAUUCAUGGUCCCAGUUUCUAUAUAUGUAUGUUUGCACUCCCACGUUCAUAUUAGUCAUUCAGUGUUGUUCAUGCAUGAAACCCUUUAUGUUCAGCCUACCUUCCUCGUAUACUCAGUACUCCAGUUGUACUGAUGCAUUUGCACUAUCGUUCUUUCUUUUCAUGUUACACCAUAGGUUCCGAGACACGAGCUCCAGCCCAGCAGUAUCGGUAGCAUUCCAGUCGCAGAGACACAGUGAGUCCUCAUUGAUUCAAGGAUAAUAUGAUUUGAUACAUUUAUUUAUUUCUUCAGUUCAGUUUUACAGAGUUAGUUGGAGACAUGUUCCUUCAACUCCUUAUUCAGAUAGUUUAGAGGUUUUCAGAUUUAUGAUCAGAUUUACGUUUCAGAUUUACGUUCAGACUUGCUUUCAGAUUGAGUUGUUUUUGGUAUUUUCACCCACAUGGACGUUAUGAUUUUUAGAUAUGGUUUUAUUCAUUUGAACCUUAGGCCUUACAGUUUUACGUAUUCUGCAUUAUUAUGUCAUAAUUUGCAGUAUACAAGUACAGAUAUCAGUCAUGGGUUAGCUUGUGGUCCCUCAGGGUCAUGAGCACCUUGUAGCAUUCCGGUUUAGCAAAUCGGGGCGUUACAAUCUCCUACACCUGGAUUUAUUGGGACCUUACCAUGAACCAACUGAUGAUAACUACAAGUAUUUCCUAACUAUUUUUGAUGACUAGAGUAGGUCAACAUGGACCCAACUUCUCAAUUGUAAAAGUAAUACUCUUCAAGCUCUAAAAGGUUUUGUGUCUCUAGUAGAAAAUUAGUUCAAGGUCACAGUCAAGUCAAUUAGGACUGAUAAUGGUUCAGAAUUCAUCAACAAUGAGACUCACAUAUACCUUCAAGACAAGGGUAUAAUACACCAAAAAACAUGUCCAUAUACACCUCAACAAAAUGGUGUGGUAGAGAGAAAACACAAACACCUCCUUGAGGUUCCUAGAUCACUCUUAUAUUAAUCAAAAGUUCCUAUUAAAUUCCGGGGAGAAUGAAUUUUAACUGCUACCUACCUAAUUAACAGGCUUCCACUUUCAGUUCUUCAUGACAAAACUCCCUUUAAAAUACUGUAUAACAAGCAUCCCACUUAUUCUUAUCUUAGAACUUUUGGUUGCCUAUGUUUUCCCACUCUUAACACUCACAAGGACAAAUUUGAUCCAUGAUAUACACCUCAUAUUUUUAUUGGUUAUCCUUUCAAUAGAAAGGGUUACAAGGUCGUAGACAUGAGUACCAAGAGAAUACAUGUUUCCAGAGAUGUGUUGACAUAUGACAUUGUUUAUUUCAGUAUUCAGUGUAUAAAUUUUAAGUUAGCUAAGACGGUGACCUGGCAAGUUAGUUAGAUUAGCUGCCAGUCUUUUAGUUAGUGUUGCAGUCAGUAGUGUAGUUAGCUUUGCGGUUAUUUCUUGGGAUUAGAGCUGUGCAGUUAUUUUGUUGUGGUGAAGUAAGAGUUGAAUUAACAGUGGUUUGGUGUAGAGGUAAUGUGUGGUCAGAGGCAGGGACAGGUAGAGUAGUGUUAGUUGAGUUAUCAGUGACAUUAUUAACAGUUUCAUCAUCCAACACAUAAGCUUUGUUAAAAGUAUUAUGAGUAGAGUUCAACAAAAUUGUAUCAACAGUUAAUUUCUUUAAGUACUUUGGUAAAACUAGAAUCAGAUUCAGAAAGUGCAACUGAAAAAGCAUUUUCAUGAAAUAACACCUCCCUGGAAACAUGUAUUCUCUUGGUGCUCAAGUCUAGGACCUUGUAACCCUUUUUAUUGAAAGGAUAACCAAUAAAAACGUGAGGUGUAGGUCUUGGAUCAAAUUUAUCCUUGUGAGUGUUAAAAGUGGGAAAACAUCGGCAACCAAAAGAUCUAAGAUGAGAAUAAGUGGGGUUUCUUUUGAGGCAAUCCUCCCCUCAUGAGCUAGCUUUUGAGGUUGAGUUAGGCCCAAGAUCCAUUUCUUUAUUAGCAUUGUUAUCAAUUUGUGCUUCCAAAGCGUUUUAUUAGCUCUUUUGGGUUUGCAACCUCACUUUCACGUGUCCUAAUUUUGUUGUGUAGCACUAAGUUUCUAUUUCACCUCAUAAGCUUUGGGAGCACCUUCUUUCUAUGCUAAUGCGGAAUCAUCUAAGGUAUUUUCUGAUAAAAACAGAACACAGUGAGCAGUUUGUUUUUCUAUUAACUUCAGUAUAUUUCAAUGAUUACAAGGCUGCAACUUUAUACAAAUAGAAAAGAGAACUAAAUGGUAAGAUAAUAUACAAUAAUCAAUACAAACACCUAAAUAAAAAAAAUAAUCAACAUUAAUGAAAAUAGAAUAAAAACAAUGUAGGCUCCAAUCACUCAUUUUACUUCCUGAAUUAGCUCACUCUACAGCUCAUUGCAACACUCCCACUCAAGUUGGUAGGUAGAUGUCUUUGAUACCCAACUUGUCCAAUGAUCUAUUAAAUGGUAUACUUGGAACAACUUUUUUUAGAAUGUCUGCUAACUGGUCUUCUGAUUUAACAUGUGGAAAACAUAUUAUUUUCUCUUCAAGUUUCUUUUUAAAGAAAUACCGAUCUACUUCAAUAUGUUUUUUCCUUUCAUGUUGAACAGGAUUCUGAGUAAUUUGUAUAGCCGACUUGUUAUCACAGAACAUCUUUAUCAAUGAACUUGAGUCAAGACCUAUUUCUGUUAAUAAUCUCUUCAUCCAAAGAAGUUCACAAAUUCCCUUCGUCAUACUUUUGAAUUCUGCGCUAGAUAGCCAUCACUUUUUGUUUCUUGCUUCCCCAAGUAACUAAAUUUCCUCCAACAAAGGUCAAAUAACCUGAUGUUGAUCUUCUAUCUAUUUCACUCCCAGCCCAAUCCGCAUCUGUAUAGCCAUUAAUAUUCAAAUGACUAUGUUUCUUGAACAUAAGUCCUCUUCCAGGAGACGACUUAAGAUAUUACAAAAUACGAGUAACCGCCCCCAUAUUCUCUUCAUUCACUAAGAUAAUUCAUGAAUUGACUAAAAAGACUCACUGCAUAUGCUAUAUCUGGUCUUGUAUGGGAUAAAUAAAUCAACUUGCCAACAAGUUGUUGAUACCUCCUUUUAUUUUUUGGCGUCUAAUUCGGAUGCUCCUUUAGUCCAUGAUUUUGGACAAUAGGAGUGUAAACUGGUCCAUAAUUGAGCAUUCCUAUUUCUGCCAAUAAGUCAAGAACAUAUUUUCUUUGGGAAAGGAAAAUUGCUUUGCUAGAUCGAACCGCCUCUAUGCCAAGAAAAUACUUAAGUCCUCCAAGGUUCUUAAUUUCAAACUAUAUAGCUAAAUACCUUUGCAAAUUUGUAAUCUCUUCUUUGUCAAUCCCCUAUGAUUAUCAUAUCAUCAACAUAUAUAAUUAAAUUUGUGACCAUACAUCUUCGGUGAUUCAAGAAUAAGGCGUGAUCAACAGUACUUUGCUUGUAACGUCAUCUCUUCAUGGCCAAGCUUAAGUGUCCAAACCACACUCUUGGUGACUGAUUUAAUCCAUAUAAUGCUUUGUGUAACUUGCAUACAGUUUCUUCUUGUGAAGUAACAAAGCCUUGUGGGAUUUCCAUAUAUACUUCCUCUUCAAGAUCACCAUGUAAGACAGUACUUUUCACAUCAUAUUGAUGUAAUGGCCAAUUCAAAUUAGCAGCAACCGAUAGUAGUACUCUCAUGGUAUUUAAUUUUACUACAGGAGAAAAAGUCUCUGUAUAAUAUAUACCAUAAGAUUGAGUGUAUCCUUUUGCCACAAGUCCCGCUUUAUAGCGGUCAAUCGAUCCAUCAGCACUGUAUUUGAUAGUGAAUACCCACCUGCAUCCGACCAGUUUCUUUUCUUUAGGUAGUGGUGCUUUUCUCCAUGUAUUCAUAUUCUCCAGUAGUUCUAUUUCUUCCUUUAUUGCUUGAGUCCACUUUGAGUCACUCAGAGCCUCCUGUACAGUGCUUGGAAUAUUUGUAGAGGAUAGGUUGUAAGUGAAUGCUUUGAGUGAUUUUGAUAAAUUUUUUGUGCUAAUGUACUCGACGACGAGGUAUUUUGCUUUCUUUUCUUCAAGAUCUGGAGAGUAUCAAUUUGGUGGUUGCCCUUGAUUGUGCCUGAAAGGGAGUUUAUAUGUUGAAGGACAAUCUAGUUCAUUAUUAUUAGUAGAAUUCAGAGAUUGUACCUCAGGAAUGCCCGCAGGAGAUUGGUCUUCGUGUGGUACUAAGCUUUGAGUGACCAUUUGUUCUGUCAGCUGCUUAUGUGUAUAUUUUGGCUGCAGAUCCUCUUGUAUACUCACACCAUGUUCAAGCAUUAGUACCGACGGCAAUGAAGAAUGAUCAACAAGUGUCUGUAAUGGAGUUUGAAAUUUCAAUACUCAUGAUGGCAAAUAAACUCCAGUAUAGACUGCAUCCAUCCAAUAACGUCAAGGUGCUUUAGAUGCUAUUAAAAGAUCUCUAGCAGUUUCCAAAAUAUUCCUAUUUUUUCGUUCUGUGACACAGUUUUGUUGAGGUGUCUGGGUGCAAGAAGUUUCAUUAAGUGUUCCAUUCUCUCGAAAGUAAUCAACAAACUGGUUACUUGCAUAUUCUUCACCAUUAUUUGAUCGUAAAACUUUUACAACAAUAGAGAAUUGAGUUCUUACCAUGUUAUGAAAUAAACGAAAAAACCUAAACACCUCAUCUUCACCUUUCAUCAAAUAAAGACAAGUCAUACGUGUACAAUCAUCUACAAAUGUCACAAACCAUCUAAUAGGCCCAAACAAUAUCAUUAAUGUUUCUAAACCGAUUUCUUAAAAUCAUGAUUUCUAUGCCCAUGAGAUAUUAGGAAAACCCCGCGUACUCUAUUUAAGAAAUAAAAGGAUGCUCCUUGAUACCUACGGCUUAAGGAUUCCAAAUCUCCAAUUUGUUUUGAAAGCACAUGGUUAAAUCAUGAGUUAUUUGGGAUUCUUGUUUGAAACCCUAGGGAGAAAUCUUGAUGGAUUUUGGUGAGAGUAGGUGUAUUUUGGUGUAAUAGGGAUUAAAUCCCGUGUUCAAGAUGUUAAGGGAUUGAAAAGUACCCCAACUACCCUUAAUGAGAUGGGUAUUAAAAUAUAACUGAGAGCCCGAUUUCAUGGGACACCACGAUGCACCACAAUCACGGUGGCUCCCUGAAAAUUGACGAAUGGGAAUUUGGCCCAUUCCGUGAUGCGUCACCAUCACAGAGUCUCACUGGAAACUGAUCAUCGGCAUUUACACCCUCUCCGCGAUGUACCAAGGACAGGAAUGAUGGUGUUUUACGACUAGGACAUAAAUUAACCAUAACUCCUUCACCGAGUGUCCGUUUUGGAUGAAUCUUAUGUUGACGGAAAACUUAUUCGAUCAUCUAUGUAAUGAAAAGUUAAAAUCUAAGGAAUUCCAUAGGAAAAUAAGUACAAAUCAUUCUAGAAACCAAUACUUGAUACUUUAGGGACAAAAUUUAGCUAGGAAAACUUUGGGGCGUUACACAUGCAUGUUUCUGAAUUUUAAAACUGAAAAUCUCAGUAAAAUCUGUAUUUUAGUCUAUUCUGAAUUUGCUAUGACAUUCAUCUAUUUUGGUAUCGAUAUGCAAGACUUUGAAUUCAUAUUUCUAUGCCAUACAUUAACAUGUUACAGCCUUCUCUUUCAAAACAUUAUUUUCAGACCACGAAACUAGUCAAACGGUAUAAGUGGAUAUGUAUAGUGAAAUUCAUGAAAACAUAGUCAAGGAUCCUCAAUUCAAUUCACAAGCACAUGGUGGUUAAGUAUCUUAUAACAAAUCAUUCACUUCUCUUUAAAAUCAACACUUUCAUUUAUGCAAUUAAGAAAGACACCCUCUCUUCAAGUCAUCAUCAAAAUCAAGCCAACAAAUAAUAGUAAAGACAUUUAUUUGUUGACAUCACUCAGGAAAUCACCUUUUUUUUAAAUAUCAAAGGGUCAUUCAACUACUUGUUUAGUGACAUAACUGUGUAAGCCCUUGUUACAAUAGAUAUUUGCCUAUCAUACUAUUUUCCUUUUACAAUAAUGCAAAUGCAAACAUGGCAGUUUAGUCCAAAAGAGAAGAAAAACAUUUCUCAGUUUAUCUGUAUUGAUUGUCAAACUAUGUGGGGACUGAUAUGACAUAGCCAUAUUGGCAUUUUUGUCAAUCAAAGACAGCGUACCAAACAAGUUUACGGAUAUUUUGGUUGAUGGUCACUUGGGGCCAAUUUAUAUCACGGACAGAGUUCUAGCUGCCUUUUUCUAAAGUAAGAAUAUAAAAACCUAAAUAGGGGUAAUACAAGCAAAGGGGAUAAGUCUUACCUUACCAAUCUUAAUGAGUCUACAAAUCUCUACUAAUUAACAAAGAGUAAAGCAUGUCGUACCCCUGAACUAUGAACAAAUCUGCUACGACAACAGGGGCGAGUUUACCUCUUUAAAAAAUAGGCAACCGCCGGGGGCCUCAUUUUUAUAAAUAUUAUUUAUAGAAAAAUAAUUUUUUUAUUUCAAAGGAAAGGAUUAUUAGAAGUAGUUCAUAUAUCUAGAGUAUUAUGUCUCAAGAAAUGCAUUAAUUAUAUUAUUACUUACAAAAAUAAUUUAAAAAAAUUGAUUAUAUAAUGUUCAAAAUAGAGUUUAUUAAAAAAUUUAUUUUUUCUUAAAAAUUUAAGGCCUUCGUUUAAUUUUCACCUUAAGCCACGAAUUUGCUUGAGCCGCCCCUGUACGACACAGUCCAACUUCACGAGGAUCCUAUUACCCGAACUAAAUUUUAACAUAUUUUUAUCAAUCUUUUUAGCUGACCCGACACCUUGUCAACCUUUUUAGCUGACAUGACACCUUUGACAUGAGUUAUGUAAUAAAGGUACCACAUUAGCACAAAAGGGUGACAAGUGUAGACACCUAAUUUCGUCCCUCCCCAAUAACAUUUUUUACCCAUUUUUACCUUAUCCUACGGUAUACCCUCACCCAUGUAAUUAUCCCUCCAUAAAAUGACAAAAAAUAACAAACUCCCUAAUAAAAUUUCAUCUUGUUUUAUUUUAUCCUAACAACCUAUCCAAUCAAAAUAAACCACAUCACUACCCCACCCUUUACCUACCUACCAUACCCCUACCCAACGUGACCCCUCCUUUUUCAGGGGGCUUCCCUUCUUCUUCACCAAGACACCCUCACUCACCAAAAACCAUACACCACAUCACAACAAAUCAUAGACAGAAAAGAGGACUCCAUUUUUUAGUUUCUUCUUCACGCACAACAAUGAUAAGAUCAAACACGCAGAGAGGGAAAGAGAUUAUUGAGAGCUCAAACAGUGAGAUUGAGAGAGGAGAGACGAUGAGAGAAUGAAAUAGAGAGAAAAGAGGACGAACUGAGAAGCAUCUGUGAUCGAAAUCAAAAAAUAUAACUGUUGCCGGCGUGGUUUUCACCGGUAAAUCACCAAGAACCCGACCCUGUCCUUUUCCGGUGACCAUCUAACAAAAAUACAUUGGAAAUUGCUGGGAAACCACAGAAUCCUUCCUAUAGUGUCAAUUUCGAUGACCAUCCAUUAGAAAGUGUCGAAAUCUGCUGGUGAGUAACCUAAAUCGGCCCAACCAGACCGAAUCCGACGAAGUCUGUUGGAAAACGGUCGAAACAGUUGGUGGGGGUGCGAAAUAGGUUCGAUUUUAUCGUCGUCGUGUGAUUUUCCAAUUCGGGUCGAUAAAAAAUAUAAAAGAAGGCUAUUCCGAGUUGGGUUCGAUUCAAAGUCAAAAUUCGAUUCGAGGUUUCGGUGCGGAUUUCAUCUCAUUUAAUUGAAUAAUACUUAAAAACAACAUUGAGGUCUAAUUCUUUCCUCUCUUCCUUUUAAUUCUUAUGUGAUUGUUGAACGUGAUUCGAUAUGUGAAUUGUUGAUGACGUUUGAGUGUUGGAUUAGUUAAUGUUUGGUUGUUCUGAAUUCGUUGUUGGUCGCCAUGAUCAUGAAUUGUGUGAUGAAAUGGUAUCUCAUUCGAAAAGUAAAAUCAGUGUUUGGGGGGGGGGGGGUGAGAAUUGAAAACUCAUUAAAAUUGAUGGAUUUUGGGUGACUUUGGUUCAUUGUUGUGUUCGGAAUGAGCAUGAAUAUUGUCGGAAUAUAAUAGUCAUGACAUGUUGAAAUGGAUAGGAAAAUAUAGGUUCGGGUAGACAAAAAUUUAGGAAUAAGUAUGUCAUUCGAUGAUUGAAUGUGGAGUUGUGUGUUGAAUAUUUUCUAGUUUAUCGCAUUCGAUUGAAAUGUAAUCAUUUGGCCGGGGAAUGCCCCGAGGUUUCAUGUAUUUAUUUAUCGGGAAAUGCCCCGACGUAUUAUGACUUCGAAGGAAGUUCGUGAUCAAGGCCCGAGGCAUCAGGUAAAGCAUUGGAGCUUAGUUUAGGUCUAGUUUAGAUAGGUUUUAUAUUUUUUUGCAUUUUUCUAUUUCGGACUGUAUGAUUGGACUGAACACUAUAUUUUGAAUUUGUUUUGUUUCAUGUGUUUGAUGGAUUGUUUUAUGUGUUUUUGUGUGGUUUAUACAUUUGUAAUGUCAAAUUAGCCGAUAUGCUCCACCAAGCGACCGUGGUCGAACCACGGGGUAGAGGGGUGCCUAACACCUUUCCCUCGGUCAACAAAAUUCCUUAGCCGGAAUCUCUGCUCGCGAAUCAGUGAGUCAAAAUCGUUUCGAAAAGGAUCUCCAAAGGUGACUUGGCACACCGGAUUAUGUCAAGUGGCGACUCUGAAUAAAAAAUGUAAACAAUUCUUUUUCGAAAUAAAUUUUCAAUCUUUUGUCACUUUGAUAAUAAAAACCCUUUCGAACCUUAAAAACAAUAUCUUUUUGUUGUCAAAAAAGGGGUGUGACAACAAGUAUAUGAUAAAAUUUAGUUCAUGUGAAGAUAGAGUGAAUCAUAGAAACUUUGGUCAUAGUUUGGAGGAUACUGGAUGCUUAUCUCAAUCAACAAACAUUCAUUCCUCCUAGAAGUCUUCGUCUUGGAUCCUAACAACCCAAGUAUUGUCAAUAAUCAAGGAAAAUUGGACAGAUUCUGUUUCUUUGUGCUACUUAUUUUCCACCGUUUAAUCUGUUUGCUACUUAUUUUACUUCUCAAAAAUUUAUUUGUUUUGGUGCUAUAUAGUGGAGUAUAUCAUUGAUCUUUGAAAAUACCACACACAUUAAUCCAGUUACAAAAUUCCCUUGAAACAUACUAUUUCCACUGCAUAGUAACAUGGAGAAUCACAUUUUCUUAUUGAUGCUUCUCUUUCUAGUUCAAUAUUAUUCUGUUUCUAUAUCAGUUUCUUCGUCGAAUGAAACAGAUCAACAAGCUCAAGUAGCUUUCAAAGAUCUUGUUAUUAGUCCAAGUCAGUUUUUGGAGAAUAAUUGGACAAAGAAUACUUCUUUUUGCUCUUGGUUUGGUGUCACUUGCAGUCCAAAAAGGCAAAGGGUUGUAGCCUUGGCGCUUCCCGAUAUGCAACUUCAAGGCACAAUUUCCUCCUCUUUGGCCAAUUUGUCCUUUCUCAGCGUGCUCAAUCUUGAGAACAACAGCUUCCAUGGUGGAAUUCCUUUCGGACUUGGCCACUUGCCUCGCUUGCAAGUGGUUGAUGUUAGAAACAAUCAGCUCCAAGGAAGUAUUCCAACAAUUCUAUUUCAAUGCCGGAGGGUUCAAGUAAUUUCAUUAGCUUUCAAUAAACUCGGUGGUGAAAUAUGGAAAGGGCCAUGGUUUGUACCGAAACUCAGAGUCUUGAAUCUGAGGAACAAUAGCCUCACAGGUAUAAUCCCUCCUUCUCUUGGAAAUGCCACAAAGUUGAUGAACUUUAGUUUGGCUGGGAAUAGAAUCAGUGGCAACCUUCCAAAAGAGAUCGGCAAUCUGAGCCCUCUUGCAACUUUGUCCUUGUAUGAUAAUCAAUUAAUAGGUUCGAUUCCCGCACCACUGUUUAAUAUAUCGUCGCUUCUUCUUGCAAAUCUAGCAUUCAAUAGCCUUUCCGGUUCUCACUUCCUUAAUGAAGGGAAUAUUGUGUCAAAUCUAGAGUUUUUAAGUGUAUCUAACAACCAAAUUCCUUCUAACAUAUGCCAACUCAGAGAGCUCCAAGUUUUGUCCAUAUCUGUAAACGACAUAACUGGAGAGAUACCCAGAAAUAUUGGUUGUUUAUCCAAACACGAGGAUUUUCUUAUUGGUGAUAAUCCAAUAAAAGGAACUAUUCCCGCUUCAUUGGCCAAUAUUUCCACUCUGCAAUAUGUUUCCUGUACAAGAAAUCGCUUGGAGGUCACUUCCAACCACUACAGGUCUUCAUCUUCCAAACCUUGAACAACUUAUCUUGGGAGGAAAUCAGCUGGAAGGGGAAAUUCCGUUGUUCAUAACUAAUGCUUCCAAGCUCGAAAUACUGGAGAUAGCAAGCAACUAUUUUACAGGAACUAUUCCUAAUAAUUUGGGAAAUCUUCGUGAGCUGCAAUAUCUGUUCCUACAUCAUAAUCAACUUACCAAUGAACCAAGAGACCAUGAGUUGCAAUUCUUCAAUUCUUUGGUGGACUGCAGGAUGUUGGGAUAUCUAGAAGUGGGUCACAAUCCAUUGAAUGGUGUUCUUCCCAAUUAUAUUGGGAAUCUUUCAUCUACUAUCGAAGACUUAGAUAUAUCAAAUACACGCAUCAAUGGCCUCAUCCCCCCAGUUAUAGGAAACAUGAGCGGUCUAACAGAACUAACCCUUGGAGGAAAUAACUUGAUGGGAAAUAUUCCUCCUGAGAUUUGUAAGCUUAAACAACUCCAAGGUCUGUUUCUACCGAACAAUAAAUUGCACGGAAAUAUUCCAGAGGCAGUAUGCCAUUUAUCUAAUUUGGUUCAAUUAAGUCUAGGUGAUAAUGAGCUAUCGGGGUUAAUUCCAGCAUGUAUAGGAAAUCUUAGCAUGGUACAACAACUUUAUUUGGGCUCUAAUAGAUUUUCAUCAAAAUUUCCCUUGAGUCUUUAGAAAAUGAUAGGUCUUCUCAUUCUAAACGCAUCACAAAAUUCUAUAGAAGGAGAAGUUCCACGGGAUAUUGGAGGACUGAAGGCCAUUGUAGAACUAUAUCUUUCUGGUAACCACUUUUCAGGCAUGAUACCAAGUAGAUUGGGGGAAAUCCAAAACCUGCAGUGUCUUGACCUAUCGAACAAUUCAUUUUUUGGCCAAAUUCCAUUUUCCUUUGCUAACUUGAUAAGCCUGGAGUUCUUGGAUUUGUCUUUAAAUGCUUUGUCAGGUACUAUUCCUAAGUCCAUGGAAAGACUCUCAUACCUUAAAAGCAUUAAUGUUUCAUUUAAUGAUUUAGAAGGAGAAAUACCCAGUGGUGGUGUGUUUGUGAAUUCCACUCUACAAUCAUUUCUCGGGAACAAAGGUCUAUGUGGAGUGCACAUAUUGUAGGUUCCUGCUUGCCCUAAUCUUGGACAAUAAAGGAUCUUAUGCUAAAAGUUGUUACCCCCGUGAUUAUUUCCUCCUUUCUGAUAUUCUUAUUGGUUUCAGUUUGGAUAAUGAAACGACAAGAAAGGAAAGUCCAAAGAUGUGGAAAUGGUACCGGAGAUUAGGACUCAUCAAUUAAUUUCCGAUCAUGAGAUUCAAAUAGACACAAAAAUUAGAUGAAUUGAUUAUGCAAGGGAGUACCAUUCUCCAUUCCAUUUUGUACUCAUUGAAAACAAAUGGAAACCUCUUGCUGAUUCGACAAAUGAAGAAAUGGAAAACCUCGAGUCUGAAAUGAGGUAGACCUAAAAUUAUAUUCGAUACAAGAAAGACCAAGAAGACACAAAACAAACACCCAAAACAGUCCACUAGUCAAGAAAAUCGUUUAUCCUUUGGACGACCCCUCUUGGAUUCAACAAACAACAACAACAACACAAUGUAUUGUGGUGUUUAACACCUAAAAAAAGCCAACCAACAAACUAACAAGAUGGAUAACAAGAUGGAACAACAACAAGAUGAACAACAACAACAAGUUACGGGUUCACUAGAAACAAGAGGAACGAUUACAAGUUACAAACACUAACAAGAUUGCAAUAAAAGAAACAAGGGAUAGAUAGAUAGACUACACGAAGAUGUAAUCUUAAAAACCCAAGAGCCUAUAACACUACACACAAUGAUUCAUCUAUCUCUUACGUGACACGAGAUCGGAUUCCACCUCUCAAGCGCCAACGUUUCCAAGCAACACAAUCACUAGUGAUUUCACACUAGAUCUUGCCCUAGUUUCGGUUGGUGGUUUAUCCAAGCCCCAACUAUGGUGUUUCAAGUCUUACAAGACUUACAAUCAUAUCCAAAAACUAAAUCUAAAAACCCUAAAAUGUUCCUUUUAUAACCAUUACAAAAUAUAAGUUAAAAUAACCAAAGGCCCUUCAAAGAGUGGGCACCCAUCUAGUGUAAUUUAUGGGCUGAUUGGGAUGCAUUUUGGGCCUUUUUUACCCUUUAACUGUACAUGUAAAGUGAUACGGGACAAACAAGAGAACACAAAACAACUCCAAAACAAUCCACUAAUCCUAAGGAUUUGAGGACCUUUUUGAAGACCACUCUCAGAUUCGCUAUCAACAACACAAUAACAAGAUAAAGAGGUGUGUUUUAAACACCAAAACAGACACAAUAUAAGAUGAACAAGAUGAACACAAUGGUUACAAAAUUCGGAUUCAACAAGUCACAAAAACAAUCCACUAUGAAUCUACAAAGUGCAAUAAGAUAAAGAUAGGUAGAUAGACCAAAUGAGGGAAUAAUAUUA
This is a messenger RNA of Capsicum annuum, 16749 nucleotides long. RefSeq names its product LRR receptor-like serine/threonine-protein kinase EFR. The coding region runs from base 13259 to 14335 and encodes 358 amino acids. Gene Ontology annotation, molecular function: protein binding. The record is from RefSeq and is a predicted model, not a curated record. NCBI's taxonomy places the organism in Eukaryota, Viridiplantae, Streptophyta, Magnoliopsida, Solanales, Solanaceae. The transcript has a single exon.